Molecule: messenger RNA, 2901 nt
Organism: Kuraishia capsulata CBS 1993
Lineage: Eukaryota; Fungi; Ascomycota; Pichiomycetes; Pichiales; Pichiaceae
Exons: 1
Coding region: 1-2901 (966 amino acids)
Molecular function (GO): RNA binding
Source: RefSeq, a predicted model, not a curated record
AUGACUUCUCAGGACUCCACCAAGCUGAUCCUGACGGUUCCGCUGGUGUACAACGUCUUUGUCAAGCCAGCCUCAGUGGUCUUCGAACCUCCGAGCUCCAGGCUCCAUUGGCGGCCCGUUUUCAGUGAAUUGCAGCAAAACAAUCCUUUCUUCGUGUCAUUAUACGAAUCCUCAAAAGACUGUGCGGUUAUCGACAAUUUGCCCCAGUUGAGAAGCGCAGUUGACAGGGUCAACACUCGCUACAUAGACCAGGGAAUAGUCUCUAUUGUUAACGAGUACCGGUGCAAGGAUGAGGUUUUGUCGCUCUCAAUUAUCGGAAAGUCGGCUCACCAGGCUGAGAUGAACUCUGCUCGGUUGGAAUUGUUUCAGAGCUACACCCGCAUUGCGAAAAGACGGAUCUCCAUAGCUGCCGAUAGACAUCCUUUUCUCUUCGAACACGGUGGGAUUUCUCAAUCGUUUUGUGACUCGCUUGCCCAGAUUGCGGAUUUUUGCAAUGUUUGCCUCUACGUGACUGCUGAUGUUCCAGGAAAGCUCCGGAUUAAUGUUAUUGCUGAACAGAAUGCUGCCACUAUGGCUGAGAACAGAAUCAGAUUGGCCAUAGAUGCAUGUAACCCUCAGGCAUUUGUCGACUUCGUGGACAUUGGCCAUGUCUCGCUGCUUCCACUCAUUGGAGGGACCCAUUACUUCAAUUUUAAAAACAUCGUCAAACGCACUGCAUGUCAUUUGUGUUUGCCCCAUGCGACCCCAGAUUUGUUUGCCAAUGCCAGAAAGGAAGCAGCGACCAGAAUUUAUAUCUCUGGUAUUGAGCCUCAAGUUGUCAUUGCAAAGCACAUGCUGAACGGACUAUUGGCUGCAGUCACCAAAUCGCCUUUCGUGAAGUCGGUUCUGGUGAUGCCUAUCAAGAGAGAGCUUCUGUUGAGUAUGCGCACUGACUCUUGGCUGCAAGAUAUCAUGUUUGAGACCGGUUGUUUCGUCCAAGUAUCACCAUACGGUUCAGCUGCUGACAUGUCCUGCAAUGGCCAGGACGUUGUACGUUUCCAAGGUAACUCCACCGAGUUGGUAGAGUCUGCCAUAGAGAAGUUCAUGCUGUCAAUGACGAAGGUGUACACUGCUCGCUACACCUUGAAGAGCAGACCCACCAACAUAUUGGAUGUCCAGUCUAUUGAUGCCUCAACUUCACAAUUGUUUCAAUUCACAGAUCUAGUAUCUUCUCUGACUGGGACGAUCUUCAGUGUUGCCUACCAACGCCAACAGGACGGCACCUACUGUCACACGUUCGAUAUCGUUGGUGAGAGUGCAGGAGUCCUCAAAGGUGUAAAGAACCUCGAAAGUCUUGCCAAUGUGAUUCCUCAUAUUUCCUUAGAGGAGGAGAUCGUGUACCAGCUUGAACUGCCCAAUAAGGAGCGCGAGUUCAUCGGUGGAAAGAAGAAUGGAAAGAUCCUCAAGAUCAUGAACUCCGUUCCGGUUUCGGUCAAAAUCGUUCCUUUCACUGAUUACGACUUCUUCGUCGAGAUCGCUUCCAAAACGCUCAAAGACUCAAUUGCAGGUCUCCAACUGUUUGAAGAGGAACUUCCUUGCUUCGACACCUUCAACAUACCAGAGAGUUUCCACAGGCAGAUCAUCGGUGCUGGCGGAGCAACCAUCCAGACGAUUAUGCGCAGACACAAUGUGUUCAUCAAGUUCUUCAACAGCUACGAGUUCUCAGACACUGUUGAGUUCAAGAACAGGUCCAACGUUCCCCAGUCAUUGAUCCGCAAGAACAACGUUGUGAUCAAAUGUCCGGCCAAAAACAGUGCCGAGAUUCCUCUUGCAAAGGCCGAGCUGGAGAAGCUGGUCGAGAGGGUUGCAGAAACAUGCCAUUCAAAGGCUUUUGUCAAGCUCUCGCGCUCCGAGUGGAGAUUCCUCACUACUCUUGGUCCUUCCACCGAAAGACAAAACUUUGUGAGUGAACUAGAGAAGAAGCACACUGCGUGCAUUCGCUUUCCUAUGGAAGAACCCACCAGUUAUGCUGAUCUCGAGAUCACCGGCCCCGACUCAUGUGCGAUCAACUGUGCUCUUCAAUUGCAAUCGCUGCUUCCUCACGAAUACGAGUUCAAGCUCGCUCCUCACAGAGAUAUCGGUAUUUUGAGUGAAGUUGAUGCCAAUGCAAAAUGUCUGUUAGACUCGGACCAGAGCGCAUCCCAUAAGAUUGCUCACGACUAUCUUCACCAGAUCGUCACUCCGCUCAAGCUAUGCUAUGGAGCUGAGGUUCAGGUUCUCAAGGACCCCAAGGUUGCUGAGUUCGGCCUCGGCUCAAAAUCAACCGAGUUUGGCGAUAAUGUCGUGAAUAUCGCAGCUCCUGGCCAAUUGAGACGUUCUAGUGCCGCAGCCAAUGGUGAGCCCGAGUAUUCGUCGUUGGUUAUCUCAUUCAUUCCGUCAAAAAUAUCGCCAAACUGGGUGGAGGGCUCUGAUAUCACCUCUACGGCGGGAUUCGGAGAUCUUUCAGGUGCAAUCACCAAUUUCUUGCGCAUGCACAAGUUCAUGAUCAUCGAUAAGGGUCUCAAGGACCGUAAAGCGCAGAUUGCGCAGUUGAUAAGAAAGCCAGUUGACCAGCAGAAGGAGAGGUUUAAUGUUCGCAAUAAGGAGAAUCUCUAUGACCACGGCUUUGGAGAUAACGGCUUCAAGCCAAAGGUUCAACAAACGUUUGACUUCAAGCAGAACCAUUACUUCCAGAACCCGAUUCAAAUGCCAAUCACGCAUCAACACCAGCAGCAACAGCAACCACAGCAACCACAGCAGCCACAGCAGAGCUUCCAGCAUUUUGCGCAGCAGCCUCACCAUUCUCAGCAGCUGCAGAUGCCUCAUCAACCUCAAAUGUUCCAGUUUGACCACAUGAAGUUUCAGUCCAAUCGGAUCAACUGA